UUGUGUACCGAACGCAUGGGGUUGAUAAGUUGCAUUUCUUUCGUUAUUGUUAUUAUUUAAAGUUUAUCUUAUUUCUCUUGAUCAUUCAUUAACCAUAAAAAUAAUCAUGGCUUCAUCAAAGGUUGAGUUAACUUCUCAGGAAAAAGAGCUUUUCAAGUACACUAACGAACGUAAAUAUGAAGAAGUAAAACGUCUUUUAACCACCGAAAAUCUGUCUGUGAAUUGCGUAGAUGACGACGGGAUGACACCACUUCAGCAUGCUGCUUACAAAGGUGAUUACAAACUUUGUAAAUUACUUUUAGAUUGCGGAGCCGAUGUGAAUUUGACGCGCCAUAGCUCUCAAUAUAGCUCUCUCAUGUUUGCUGGAUUAUCUGGUAAAGUAGAUGUUGUUACUCUGUUGCUGGAAAAUGGUGCUUCCGUUUCCAGCACCAAUUCUAUAAAUAAAACGGCAUCGCAAAUGGCUGCUUUUGUUGGAAAUCACAAUGCAGUUAGUGCUAUAAAUAACUUUAUCAAAUCAGAAGAAAUUGAGUAUUUUACUCAAAUAAAUGGUUUGGAAACCGAACCGAAAUUACCAUCCCAUUUGUGCCAGGUUGUUCACAAGAUGGCUAUAAUGACAAAUAUUCACCCUGUUCGAAUUGCGAUGUAUAUACAGAAUAAUCUUUCUAUUCUGGAGAAUAUUCAAAAAGUUAUCAAAGUGUUUGAUUUGUUGCGUGAAAAGAAGUAUAAAGAUGAAGGUAAUGAGUUGUUGUCAUUGAAGUUCCAUCAUCUGGCAUUUGUGCUAUCAUAUUGUGAAAAAUUCUGUGGUGAACUUAAAACAAAGCAGGCAAAGGCUGAUUCUGAUAAGGAUCUUUUAACUGUUCUCAUUAAACACUGGCUUAAAAGUGAUAAAAAUGGGUUGCAAGAGAAGUUGGAAAACUUUCUUCGUCAGGACAUCAAAGAGUAUCCAUUCUUAAAUAAUACUCUCUUCCAGCAACUAGUCCGCACUCUUACAUCGCAAAAUGUUAGUAAUGAUGUAGCUGCUGUAUCCAUUCUUACAGACAUGAUCAGUCAUCAACGAUCAUCGGAUGAAGUUUACUUAUGCUGUACAUGUGGCGAACCCUAUGCUGAGAAAAAAUGUUCUGCUUGUAAAGCGGUUCAUUACUGUGAUAAAAACUGUCAGAAGUUACAUUGGUUUUCUCAUAAGUUAGCUUGUCCAGAGUUGUCAAAAUUGAACAAAGAGACCAAGUCUGAUGAACAGAUCACGAGUACAAAAUGUGAUGAAUCUCAAUCUAGUAGCUCUGCUGUCCCUUCUGACUGCGGAAAUGAAUCAAAAUGAACUUUAUUUGUUAAGAAAAUAUCUUGCAUGUACUGGUGAAUUGCUUGCUUUAUGUGCAUUUUAGAACUGUGACUGAUUCUGUAAUUUUUAUUGUUCAUCCAUUCAAUCCUUGUUCAUACUUAUUAAAAUAUUCAUUUGAUGCUAUAGAAAUAUUUUCUUUUAUCCCAUCGAACGUUGUUGUUUUUUUUCAAAUUGCUGAUCAUCAGUAAGUAAUAUUGGACAAAGUGCAUAAAUGUUAUUUGAAUGAAUGUAUCUUUUUUUUUUUUUGUCUCUUGAAGUGUUCCUGAAUGUUGUGAUAUUGUACAAGUUGAUUUACUUCUAAUUAAAUAUUAUUUAUCCUCAUUUUUGUUUGAGUUUUGUGUUUGAAGCUCAUG
Messenger RNA from Uloborus diversus, 1689 nucleotides. Its product is annotated as ankyrin repeat and MYND domain-containing protein 2-like. The record is from RefSeq and is a predicted model, not a curated record. NCBI's taxonomy places the organism in Eukaryota, Metazoa, Arthropoda, Arachnida, Araneae, Uloboridae. The transcript has a single exon. The coding region runs from base 107 to 1315 and encodes 402 amino acids. Gene Ontology annotation, molecular function: protein binding.